Molecule: messenger RNA, 714 nt
Organism: Camellia sinensis
Lineage: Eukaryota; Viridiplantae; Streptophyta; Magnoliopsida; Ericales; Theaceae
Source: RefSeq, a predicted model, not a curated record
AUGCUUGAACUACCUCCAGCUCCAAGGUGUCAGACAGAGGACUGUACUAUUGCUUUGACUAGAGAAUUCAAAAAUAUGAAACCAUCAUUGUUUCAUGGUGGAAUUGAGCCACUGAAGGCCGAAACUUGGGUUUUAAGGAUUGGGAAGUUGUUUGAAGUGUUCCCAUAUGCCGAAGCUCAGAAAGUACAACUAGCUGCAUUUACAUUCGAAGAUGAUGCCAGGCGUUGGUGGAUGUUGGUUCGAGAUGAGAAUAAGGAUAUUACUUGUGCUCGCUUUCUAGAAAUCUUUUACGAGAAAUACUUCCCACAAUGUGUACGGGUCAGAAAAGUGCCUGAAUUUAUGGAACUCAAGCAAGGAAACAAAUCAGUUACUGAAUAUGAGGCUCAGUUUACAGAGUUAGCUCGCUUUGCACCCCACAUGGUGGAUACGGACUACAAGAAAGCUAGCCAAUUUGAGGGAGGUUUGCGUGACCUAAUCCUAGAGAGAGUCAAUGUACUUAAAUUACCAACAUAUGUGGAUGUGCUUGAUAAGGCACUAAUAGUAGAGGGAAAUGUGGCCAACCGUAAACAGAAUUUUGAAUGGAAAGGCAGGAGACAGAAUUUUAAUAAGGGGACAACAUCAACAAAUAAGAAGUUGAAGUCUGGGAAUUCCAGUAAUUCGGGGUCAACCCAAAGUGGAGACUUGUGGCCCAAUUGGCCACACUUAAACAAGUGA